This is a messenger RNA of Humulus lupulus (European hop), 830 nucleotides long. Its product is annotated as MLP-like protein 28. NCBI's taxonomy places the organism in Eukaryota, Viridiplantae, Streptophyta, Magnoliopsida, Rosales, Cannabaceae. The record is from RefSeq and is a predicted model, not a curated record. Bases 89 to 568 code for a protein of 159 amino acids. The transcript has 2 exons. Gene Ontology annotation, biological process: defense response.
AAGCUUUCACAUCUCGGUUUUCUAAAUCUGUCCUUCAUAUCAGUUGACCGAGCUAGUGCUACAGUAGUAGACUUGUGUACAAAUUAAGAUGGCAAAUGUGCAAGAAAAUCUCUUUGGUAAACUAGAGACUGAUGUAGAAAUCAAAGCUUCUGCCGCUAAAUUCCAUGACAUCUUCAAGCACAGACCACAUCACAUCUCAAAUCAUUCCACUGACAAAAUUAAAGGUGUUGAUAUUCACGAAGGUGAAUGGGGGACUGUUGGCUCAGUUAUCUUCUGGAAUUAUGUUCAUGAUGGGAAAGAAAGAGUGGCAAAGGAAAUAGUUGAGGCAAUAGAUGAUGAAAACAAUUCUAUCACUUUUAGAGUGAUCGAAGGAGACCUUAUGGAGCACUUCAAAAGCUUCAAACUGACUAUUCAGGCUAACUCCAAAGCUGAGGGUGAGGAUGGUUGCAUAGUGCACUGGACUCUGGAGUACGAGAAGAACCAUGGAGAAAUCAUAGAUCCUCAUACCUUGCUCCAGUUUGUGGCUGAUGUCUCCAAGGAUCUUGAAUCUCAUCUGCUCGAGGACUAGUAAAUCAUGUGUGUAUAUAUAUUUAUAUAGGUUUUGCUCCUAUAUACCUACAUAUAUAUAUUAUAAUAUAUAAAUAUUGAAUAAAUUGUAGGUGGGGGUGAGCAUAUAUAUAUGUAUUUUGUAUGUAUUUAUGCUUAAUUAAGGGUCACUAUCCUUAGUUUGUGUGAAAUUUGGUGUGGGAAUUUUCAGUUUGGAAUUAAUCUUGUAAUAAUGUACUUUUUAAGUCUUACGAUGCAUAUAAGUUGCUUUGUGAUUCUCCUGA